AUGACUUCUUACGACGGUCCGAGUGCAGUUUACAUUAGCGAAGACGAAUACAACGAAGCGGAGGAAUACUAUGACGUUACGCCGGAGCACCGACAGAGGACGACAUCACGUGAAGCGGAUUCUCCAGCUUCUUCCCACCAAUCACGUUCGUCUCUGAAGUCACGUGACCGUCCCCAAGGGUGGAGUCUUCAGUCAUUAUAUACAAGACUUAUGAAGACAUUUCACCGAGCGUGGAAAGAAGUUAGAUUUAGCGACCACGACCCGGACGACAUCGAGCUGAACGUCGUGCGCUACAAGCCGGACGGGAUCGACGCUCUCGCCAGGACCACCAAGUUCAGCAAGAAGGACCUUCAGCUGAUCUACAGGGGAUUUAAAGCCGAGUGUCCCAAUGGCUUCGUCAGCGAGGAGACCUUUAAAGGGAUCUAUUCUCAGUUCUUUCCUCAAGGAGAUGCAACGGCCUACGCUCAUUACGUAUUCAACGCGUUUGACGUCGAGCAACAAGGAUCGAUCAGUUUUGAGGAGUUCGUGACGAUCCUGUCGGAGCUGUCGCGGGGCAGCGUGACGGAGAAGCUGCGCUGGGCCUUCAACCUGUACGACAUCAACGGCGACGGAUACAUCACCAAGGAGGAGAUGCUGGACAUCGUGACGGCCAUCUACUCGCUGGUCGGCCGCAACGCCAUCCCCGCCGUCGAGGAGAACACCACGCAGGAGCACGUCGACAGGAUAUUCGAGAAACUCGACAUCAACGGAGAUGGAAUGGUGACUCUCGAUGAAUUUAUGGAAAUAUGCACACAGGACGAGACCAUCGCCAACUCGCUGACGAUCCUGGACACGAACUUCUGA
Messenger RNA from Penaeus indicus, 843 nucleotides. RefSeq names its product Kv channel-interacting protein 1-like. The transcript has 7 exons. The record is from RefSeq and is a predicted model, not a curated record. Gene Ontology annotation, molecular function: calcium ion binding. Lineage: Eukaryota; Metazoa; Arthropoda; Malacostraca; Decapoda; Penaeidae. Bases 1 to 843 code for a protein of 280 amino acids.